AUGGUGACCAGGUUCUACAGUGUUCUUUCUCUUCCGCUCUCUCCCUCCUCUUCUCCCUCUCCAGACCCCUGCACGGUGACCAAGUGUCCGGUGUACAGCGAUUGCCACGUGGUGGGAAGGAGUGUGCAGUGUGUGUGCUGGGCAGGGUUCUACCAAAAGAAGAGAGCGUGCAUAGACCGCUGCAAGCUGUGUCCAGCCAACACUGUGUGCAUUCACCUCACCCGCCGGGCCUUCACGUGUGCUCGCCCUGUUGCACGCAGACGCACACCAGAGGAUGCAACAGCGUCAUGCGACGCGGUGCAGUGCGGUGCCAAUGCGGCAUGUGUGGUCCUGCAAGGCCAUGCGCAGUGCUCCUGCAUACACCCCUAUGUACAACACGGCGAUGCAUGUGUUGAUGUCCACUGA
Messenger RNA from Closterium sp. Yama58-4, 405 nucleotides. The record is from the annotation of a GenBank genome assembly. Lineage: Eukaryota; Viridiplantae; Streptophyta; Zygnematophyceae; Desmidiales; Closteriaceae.